Messenger RNA from Lizanozyma spartinae, 2073 nucleotides. RefSeq lists its product as uncharacterized. Lineage: Eukaryota; Fungi; Ascomycota; Pichiomycetes; Serinales; Debaryomycetaceae. The coding region runs from base 1 to 2073 and encodes 690 amino acids. Gene Ontology annotation, molecular function: protein kinase activity; ATP binding. Gene Ontology annotation, biological process: protein phosphorylation. The record is from RefSeq and is a predicted model, not a curated record. The transcript is spliced from 3 exons.
AUGUACUGUAUAAGCUUACUUCUUCACGAUAGAAAGAAGAGAGUCUCAGAGUCUACUGACAACACAAAGACUAAUGCACCUUCUCAAAUACUCACACCAACUCCCACCAUCAAUGAUAAGAAUAAUAGUAAUAACACCUUCUCUUUAAGUCACGAAGACACUAACCCAUGUUCAGACACUAACCCAUGUUCAGACACUCACACUUCUAUAGAUACACAUCCAUCUUCAGCAGCUACUUUCACUCUACACCAAAUGGGCUCAGAUGUACUGCUUAUCUCCAGAGACCUUCCCUCAUACUACAUGAUCGACUCCUUGUUGGGUGAAGGGGCCUUUUCCCUAGUAUACAGAGCUAUAGACUUGAGGGAUAAGUCUCAAGUGGCUAUCAAAGUUAUCGAUAAAUCAAAGCUUCUGGCAAAACAAUUUGCUAACUGCAAGAAUGAAAUUACCUUAAUGAAAAAGUUACUGAAUCAUCCAAAUAUCCUUAAACUUCUUCAUCAUUAUUCUACUGAUCAGUAUUUAUACUUGGUUCUUGAGAACUGUAAAGGAGGUGAAAUCUUCAACAAGAUCAUCGAAUAUACUUAUUUCCUGGAAGACUUAUCUCGUCAUGUGUUUGCCCAAAUAUUGUCAGCUUUAGAUCAUUUGCAUAAUGUCAAGAAUAUAGUUCAUCGAGAUAUUAAACCAGAAAAUCUUUUGUUUGAAAAGAUUCCUCAUAUUCCUCGUCAUAACCCUUCUCAAUAUCUUCGUAGAAGCGAUGAUAUUUCCAAAGUCGAUGAAGGCAUGUUCCAACCAGGGAUAGGAGGAGGUACAAUUGGGGUGGUUAAAUUAGCUGAUUUUGGUCUUGCGAAACAAUUGAAACAUGAAACUCUUACAGAUUUGAAAACUCCUUGUGGAACAGCAGGUUAUACAGCUCCGGAAGUUAUUACUUGUAAUUCACAUGAAGAUAAAAAGUCAAAACAAACAACCGACAAGAACAAACGGUUUCUGAAUUUGGUAAGUAAGAAGAACUAUUACCUGAAGGCAGUUGAUAUCUGGUCUCUUGGUUGUUUAUUGUACACUAUUCUUUGUGGGUUCCCACCAUUUUAUGAUGAAGACAAUGAUAUUUUAACUCAAAAGAUCAUUAAAGGAGAGUAUGCAUUUCUUAGUCCUUGGUGGGAUGAAAUUAGUGAUCAAGCGAAGGAUUUAAUUAAUCGUAUGUUGGUAAUUAAUCCUGAAGAUCGUAUAACCAUUCUGGAAAUUUGGAUGCAUCCUUGGAUGAAACAAAUGAGUUUAGAAUUAGUUUGCACCAAUGAUUACUUUCAAAUGGAGGAUACAACAGAAAGUACCAUACGGCAUGUUGAAUUUGCAGGACAAACAAACCAUGCACCACCCAUACAAUAUAAAUUUGAUGAAUCUGUACGGAAUCUUCACAAUAAGAGUCCUGCAGCAGCAGAAGCCAUCAAGAAGGUUUUCAGUAAUCCAGCAAUGAUGAAACUGAAGAAAAUCAAUCCCCAUAGUGCAACAUUAAAAUUGACUGUUGGAGCACCGUUACAUCAUAGGGGGGUUAAUGGAGAACUCCCUAAAACCCCUAUGCCUGAAAUUUCCCACUUAACAUUCAAGAAUGUAUUUGAUUUUGAUCCUGAUGAGGACCAAGAUCAAGAUCAAGAUGAUGAUGAUGAUUCAUUUGAUGAUCUGACAGAAUUAGAUUCUGAAAGUGACAGGCAAACUAGUGUUGAUGAAACAAGAGAUCAUUUAACCGAAUUGUCUGAUGUUAAUUAUGGAAUUGUUUCUGGGUCUUCAAAAGGUGGUACCCCUCGUUCAGAAGAAGAUUAUCUCCAUAUAGUUGGGCCGCAUUCAGAGAUUGGUUCUGGUGGUGAAGUUGAUGAUUUUUUGGAUUUACAUCAAUCUGCAAGUGACCAAACUCGUUCAUCAAGCAUUAUCAGUAAUGGAGGCACAGAAUCCAAAUUCACUUUACAUUUGAAUGACUCCAAGGUAUGGGCUCGUAGAAAAUCACUGGUGAAAUCACAUGGUGGUAAUCAUUCAAAUGCUGUAUCUACUCCUACUUCAGACAAUUACUGUGACCUUACAGGUUUUUAA